UGCAGUAGGUUGGCCCUUCGCUUGCAUUCAUAAACGGAUAUUAUAGCUAAGCGUUGAAUGUACUAGCUACAGAUACAGUCAAGUCGGACCAUGGCGGAAGAAGAGGACACGAGAAUACGGAUUUUACAAAGCCUGCGGGGAAAGAUAUGUGAAGGCAAGAACCUGGGUCCGUGUUCGGGGCCCAACCGACAGCGGGACCUCUGCACCUUCUGCACCAUCAGCCUGGACCAGGAGGAGGUAUUCCGGACCAAGGUGUUUGACAAGAGCCUCAGCCCUUUCUACGGUGAGGACUUCUACUUUGAGAUCCCACGACCAUUUCAGUGUUUGUCCUUCUACGUAUUCGCCAAGGGUGUUUUUCAAAGGGACCUGCCUGUCGGGAAAGUGUCCAUCCGGAAGGAGGAACUGUUUAAAUUCAGUGGGAAGGAGCACUGGUUCGGCCUGCAGCCCGUGGACCCUAACUCUGAAGUCCAGGGAAAGGUCCACCUGGAGAUGCGUCUGAAUGAACUGAUCAUAGAGAAUGGCUCCAUGUGCCAGCAGCUACUGGUCCGGAUAAUAGAAUGCCAGGGCUUGCCUCUGAUCAGUGGACAGAACUGUGACCCGUAUGCCACUGUCUCGCUCGUUGGGCCUGCCAGGUCUGACCAGAAGAAAACAAAGGUGAAAAAGAAGACCAGCGACCCUCAGUUUGAGGAAACCUUUAACUUUGAGGUCACAAGGCCCAACAGUUACACAAAAAAGUCUAAUUUCCAAGUAGAGGAGGAGGACAUUGAAAAGCUGGAGAUCAAAGUUGACUUGUAUUUGUGAAUCCAACAAAACAUGUGAGAUUGACCCGAUCAAACUGAAAGAAGGAGACAACGUUGAGGUCAACAAGGAGAACCUGCAGGGGUACGUUCAGAAGGUGUUCUCGUCCAUCACCCAGUCCAGCUCCAGCUGUCCCCCGCUCAUGUGUGACGUGUUCCGCUCACUGCGUCACAUGGCCUCCAAGCGGUUCCCAGAUGAUCCUCACGUCCAGUAUUCGGCAGUCAGCAGCUUCGUGUUCCUGCGCUUCUUCGCCGUCGCCGUUCUCUCGCCACACACCUUCCAGCUCCGCCCACACCAUCCUGACCUUGAGGUAUCCCGAACACUCACUCUCAUCUCCAAGACCAUCCAGACUCUGGGAAGCUGGGGGAGCCUGUCCAAAAACAAACUGUCUAGUUUUAAAGAAUCCUACAUGUAUGAUUUCUUCAAAUCAUUCCAAGAAGACAAAUGUAUUGAAAAAGUAAAAAAGUUCCUAGAUGAGAUCUCCUCCAACAUCAGUAAGGAGUCCAGCGGGGUGGAAGACUCUGUGGUUCUCAAAGAGGGGGAGAUACAGAAGCGGGCCCAGGGAAGGAAACGCAUCGGCAAGAGGAACUUCAAGAAGAGGUGGCUCAGAGUGACCAACAGGGAGCUCUCCUACCACAAGCACAGAGGGAAAGAAGCACUCUGCAUUAUCCCAGUGAAGAAUAUCCGGGCUGUGGAGAAACUGUACGAAAGUGCCUUUAACCGCAAAAAUAUGUUCCAGGUGCUCCACAAUGAGAAGCCACUGUACGUGCAGGCAGGGAAUUGCGUGGAGGCCAGUGAGUGGGUGGAGGUGCUGAGCCAAGUGAGCCGCUGUAACCCGGACCGCCUGGGCACCUUCCACCCCUCGGCCUACGUGGCGGGGGCCUGGCUCUGCUGCAGGAGCCUGAGCGACAGCCAGCCGGGCUGCAAGCCCUGCACACCUACCUUGUUGGCUAACCUGCAGCUGGACAUCGACUGUGACCGCGAGACGGAGAGAAUCUUCUCCCUCCUCACCUCCAGCUACUCCAAGCUGCAGAAGAUGGAAGAUGCAUGUGCCAGCAUCGCUGUGUACCAGGGACCUCCGAGAGAGCAGGACGACUACUCCCUGUUCACCAUCCAGGACCCCAAGGAGACAUUCCACACAGUGCGGCAGAUCACACACAUUCUGGAGGAGCUGCAGAGAGAGCACGACACUCGCAGCGGCACCGCGCAGUACGGCAGCCAAGAGAAUCCGAUAGUUGGGAAGACAUCCUAACCAGUCUACGUGGGUCUGUCUGGCCUGAGUUCAACACUGGAGCCCCAGGGUGGCACCGUCGGGAUUGGCACUGAGGACGCUGCCUGCCUCCGCGAAUACCAAGAACGCAUUACCCCCAAGGUCGUGCUCUGCCCCCCCUUCCCACCGUCCAAUAGAGGAAGUUAGAAUUGUCACCUGACCCUGACCACAAGCUCUCAUUGGUUCAGAAGAGGAGACCCUUAGUCGUUUAAAAAGAAAUCUCUUUCCCCGUCUGUCUCCAUCCCUCUCGUUCUCACACACCACUGCCCUAAUCAGAGGAGUUAUGUGCUUGCUCUCGUCUUCUACUUGAUUUGCACAACAAAACUCAAUCAUUUCAUUGAAACCUCCCCUUUUUCUACAGUUCGGUGAAGACCAGACAACAUCAUUAGUUGGUGUGUGUGUGUGUGUGUGAAUAGGCUGCUAAAAUUAUCCCUUUUAUACACUCAAUGUUUUCGAUCGUCAACCAUCAAGAUGAAGCUCUCAAUCUCUUGGGGCUUCACUGUUUGACGUCCGUUUACGACUAAACAGCAAGCUGAUUUUGUUUAUCUCAUUUUCUAUGAAAGGCAAUUUUACUCUCCUUCCUCCUCCUCUACCCACCUCUAUAUUUUGUGCUUUGAACAAAUGCAGGUGUUUCAGAGUACAGUUAAGUGGAUGAAACCGAUCUGCCUUAUUUUUCUUAAUGGAUGUAUGUGUAAAAGUCUCUCUUGCGUCCUCGGGUUAGGGAAUAAUGCCCAAGCACUUUACAUAUUUGGAAUAUUCCAGAUGUCAUCAUUUUAGAUACGUGGUAUCAGUAUACCCCCCACAUUGAUCAGUUAAAUGAUCUCGUUUACGUUCUCGUUUCCAUUCCUGUACGAUAACGUUUAUAGCCUGUAGAUUUUAAUAGCUAUUUUUCUUACACCAAAGAUGAACAUUUCGUAGGAUCGACUUGAAAAAAAGGGUAUAAAUGUAUUUUGAAUACAGACUUUUUGAAAAUGGAGAGAAAUGCAGGAUAUAUUUAGUUCAUGUACAUUUUGGUAAAUGCAUUGUUCCUCUUUAUAACGAUGUAGACGAUUUGAUUGAGUAACAUUCUAAUGUUCUCUGGAAAUGCAGAGGUACCGUGGUCGGUAGUCUAGAAAUGUCUGUGACAACCGCUUCACCAUGUAGUGAUGUCACUGCAUAUCAAUCACCAUAAAUGACAACAAGAUAGACAAUCCCCUUCACUUGCCAAUCUAGCCC
Molecule: messenger RNA, 3283 nt
Organism: Salvelinus sp. IW2-2015
Lineage: Eukaryota; Metazoa; Chordata; Actinopteri; Salmoniformes; Salmonidae
Source: RefSeq, a predicted model, not a curated record